Leptonychotes weddellii (Weddell seal) is the source of this 1508-nucleotide messenger RNA. The record is from RefSeq and is a predicted model, not a curated record. Lineage: Eukaryota; Metazoa; Chordata; Mammalia; Carnivora; Phocidae.
AGAGAAGAUGGCAUGCCUGGAGGCCGAAAUAAGAGCAUUGGGCCCGUCCAGAUAUCAGAGGAAGAGAUCGAAAGGAUCAUGUCUGGGCAGGAAUUUGAGGAAGAGGCCAAUCACUGGAGCAACCAUGGUGACAGCGACCACAGUUCCCCUGGGAACAGGGCUUCAGAGAGCAACCAGCCCUCACCAGGCUCCACACUGUCCUCCAGGUCUGUGGAACUAAAUGGAUUCAUGGCAUUCAGGGAGCAGUACAUGGGGAUGUCUGUGCCUCCACACUAUCAAUACAUACCGCACCUUUUUAGCUAUUCCGCCCACUCGCCACUCCUGCCCCCACAAGCUCGCAGCCUGGAUCCCCAGUCAUACAGUCUGAUUCACCAGCUGGUGUCAGCCGAGGACCUGGAGCCACUGGGCACACCCAUGUUGAUUGAAGAUGGGUAUGCUGUGACUCAGGCAGAGCUGUUUGCCCUGCUUUGCCGCCUGGCUGAUGAGCUGCUCUUUAGGCAGAUUGCCUGGAUCAAGAAACUGCCUUUCUUCUGCGAGCUCUCAAUCAAGGAUUACACGUGCCUCCUGAGCUCUACCUGGCAGGAAUUAAUCCUGCUGUCCUCCCUCACCGUUUAUAGCAAACAGAUCUUUGGGGAGCUGGCUGAUGUCACUGCCAAGUACUCACCCUCUGAUGAAGAACUACACAGGUAAGGGUUGUUGGCUGGGGAGGAAGUCCCAAGCAACCAAAUCACCGUCAUCCCUGCAAAGUGGGGAUGGAGUGCCCCCACUGACCCUUUAGAGGAUAGGAAUUAAAGCCACACACAGGGCUGGUUUUGAAUCCGUAACUCUGCCACUGACUAGCUUUGUAACCAUAGUUAAGUCUCUGAUUCCUACAUUCUGAAUUUAUAAAAUGGGAUAGAUAAUACCUGUACCUCCCCAACAAGGUAGUUGUGAAAAAUAAAUGAUACUGUGCAGCGAGCCUUAGCAGAGUGCUACACUAUUAUUUUUUUUUUAUCACAUUUGGAUUACUGAGAUAAGAGAAUGUAUCUGGGCAAAACAAAAACCUAAACUCUAAACUUCAUCUAUAAAGUGAGAGGCUCUGAGUUACAGUUUACAAUUCAAGAACAAGAUCUAGAAGUCACUGUGGUACCUACUAUAUGCCAGGCACUGGGCUUGGUAUUUUAUAUUACUGUCUUAUUCUUUUCUCAUAGCCUCUAGCAUUAUAGAUAUUGUUACGCCUAUUUUAUGGAUAAGAAAACUGAAGUUCAAAGAGAUCUGCCCUUUAAUGUUUUGGGUUUGAACACAGAGCCUCGAUUUGAACCUAUGGCUGCCCAAUGUCAAAGCUUAGGCUCUUUGACUGCAUCUGAGAUGCACUGAGAGGUGGUAAGAGCAUGGGGCUAAGAGACCGAGCCGCUCUCUUCAGUGUUUUCUGGUGUAACUUCUCAUCCUACUUGGCCAGGAUCCUAAUCUCCCUGUCUAGCACAGAUCUUUCUCUCACUCACUUUGUGUUUUUUUGUUAAGAUUUUAUU